AUGCGCUCCCACUGCGAACUGACAGCAAAGAUUUCAUACUGUAUUCCAAAGACUCUAAUUUGCAUGGGUACUGGAAUAAUCCCACUGGAGAUUACUAAAAAGUUGGCUCUUCAAGAUAACAAAAUUACAGUGAUUCCUUUGAGAACCUUUUUGUCCAUUCCGUACCUCACCCAUUUGAACCUUCAGAGAUGCAAGAUAAAAAGCAUUGAGGAAGGGGCUUUCAGGGGAUUAGGACAGUUAGUUUACCUCAAUCUGGCUUCUAACAAUAUAGCCUUCAUCUAUCAAGAAUCGAAGUGGGCUUCUGCCAACUUUCUCCUGAUAACAGCCAUGAUUACAGAAAUUCUGAUUGCUGAACACUGCCCACAAAUCUGUACCUGUGAUAGUAUCAAGCAUCAAGUCAUUUGCUCCAACAGGAAUCUGACUAAGGUGCCUGUUAAUAUCCCUCAGAUUACUAAAAAGUUGGCUCUUCUAGAUCACAACAAUUUCACUCAAAUGCCCAAGGAUGCCUUCAGGUACUUGCCCAACCUCUUUGCUUUCCACUUGCAACACAAUUCAAUCAGUCAGCUGUCUGAUAAUGCUCUGGCUGGAAUGAAACAAUUACGCUGUCUUUACUUAACAGGAAAUCAUAUUACCUACUUGUCUCCUAAGGCUCUGAAGCAGGCCAAGAUGCUAGAGAAACUGCAUCUAGAUGAGAAUUCUUUGCAAGAAAUUCCCACCAAGGCCCUUAGAGGAUUGCCUAUACUCAAUGAACUGAAAUUGUCUAAAAAUCCUAUAAAAUACAUUGGGAACGGUGCUUUCCUUCCAAUUGCAAGAUCUCUGCAGCACUUGUAUCUGGAUAACAUGGCCCUUCAGGAGGUUUCUUUUGGGGCCUUCACUGGCUUGGGUCCAAAUAUUAAAAGUCUGUAUCUGGAGAAAAAUGGAAUGUACAAUUUACCUAAUUUACAUGGCUUCACUGCUCUGGAGGUAAUCAACUUGAAUGAUAUCCCUUUCUCCUGUGAUUGUCGACUUCUCCCAUUACGCAAUUCUGCAGUUCUUGAACUUAUCAUUACCAACUUGUGUUGGCAGGUUUCUUUUGGGGCCUUCACUGGCUUGGGUCCUAAUAUUAAAAGUCUGUAUCUGGAGAAAAAUGGAAUGUACAAUUUACCUAAUUUACAUGGCUUCACUGCUCUGGAGGUAAUCAACUUGAAUGAUAUCCCUUUCUCCUGUGAUUGUCGACUUCUCCCAUUACGCAAGUGGCUUGAUAACUUGAAUCUGAGAGCAGGGGCUACUUGUGGCUCUCCACCAAAUCUAUACAGGCAAAAAGUGAAGCUUGUCACUAUCUUUCAAAAUUGCCCAGGCUGGAAUAUCCACAAGGCCAAGCAAAUCAGCUAAACUGUAUCCAAAAU
This is a messenger RNA of Ahaetulla prasina, 1385 nucleotides long. RefSeq names its product chondroadherin-like protein. Gene Ontology annotation, molecular function: protein binding. Gene Ontology annotation, cellular component: extracellular matrix. Lineage: Eukaryota; Metazoa; Chordata; Lepidosauria; Squamata; Colubridae. The record is from RefSeq and is a predicted model, not a curated record. Bases 1 to 1371 code for a protein of 456 amino acids. The transcript has 8 exons.